Closterium sp. Naga37s-1 is the source of this 5047-nucleotide messenger RNA. NCBI's taxonomy places the organism in Eukaryota, Viridiplantae, Streptophyta, Zygnematophyceae, Desmidiales, Closteriaceae. The record is from the annotation of a GenBank genome assembly.
UCACACCCCCUGCCUCCUCAUGCCAUCCGCUCCCCCCCGCCCCCACCCUCCGCGUGCCCGCUCCCUUGCCGCCUCUUUUGACCCUCCCUGCCCCCCUCGCCGUUUCCCACCGCCCGCCAUUCGCUCCUCCCCGCCCGUGCGCUCCCCUCGUUUACCUUCUCCUCCCCCCUCCCCUCCUCUGCUGCACGCCUCUUCCUUCCCCUCGCCGACCCACUCCACUCCCUGCCCCUCCUCAAUCCGCACCCUGCCCCUCGUAUCUCGCCCCCCUAUGCUUGGUUUCUCCCCUCCCUGCCCCUCGCCGCCUUUCUCCGCUCCCCACCUCCCCCCUCUCCCUGCUCCCCCACUCUCCCCCCCUUGCCCUUGGCUUCCUACCUCCCUGCCCCACCUUUCCCCCCUCCGUGUGCUCAGCUUCUCCCCUCCCUGCCCCUCCCUCCUCCCCGCCCUGCCCCUCAUUUUCCGCCCCCCCACGCCCGGUUUCUCCCCUCCCCGCGCCUCCCUUUCUUUCUCCGUGCCUCUCCUUUGCUCCCUCCCUGCCCCCCGCCUGCCCAUGCCCCUGUCUUUGGCUUCUCCCCUCCCUGCCCCACGUUUCUUCCCUCCCUGCCCCCCCUCUGCCCCUCCCUUGUUUUCCCCUCACCCAUUGCUUCUCCCCUCCCUGCCCUUGAUUUCCCGCACCCCUGCCCUUGUUUCCUACCAUCCAUGCCCCUCGUUUCCCCCCUUUGUACGUUCAGCCUCUUCCCUCCCUGCCCCUCCCCUCCUCCCCCCCUGCCCUUUGCGUUCCCCUCGCUUACGCUCCCUUCUCCCCAUCCCUGCUGCCCUCUUGCCACCAUCAGCCCAUCCGCACCACCAGCCCCCCUCCCACCCUUCUCUCCCCCCCUCCCUUUCCCUCUCUCUCUCUCUCUCUCUCUCUCUCUCUUUCUCACACACACACGCACACUCCCCUCCCCCACCCCCCACCCACGUCCUCCCAUUCCGCCCCUCCCUGCCCCUUUCCCACCCCCUCGCACGCCCCUCACCUCCCACCUCCGUGCAACUGGUUUCCCCCCUAUGGUGCCUCCCUUGCAUCGCUCGCCCCUCUGCUCACCCUCUGCCCGCCCCUUUUCCGUGCCCUCAGCUGGCCCAGCCCCUGCCCGUUGCUGCCCCUCCCCUUGCCCCCUCAACUCCCCUGCCCCCCGUACACCCCAGUCCCAUCCAACCGCCCCCACCCUCCCCCGGCUGCCCGUUUCCGCUCUCCACCCCCGCGACCUCACACCCCCUGCCUCCUCAUGCCAUCCGCUCCCCCCGCCCCCACCCUCCGCGUGCCCGCUCCCUUGCCGCCUCUUUUGACCCUCCCUGCCCCCCUCGCCGUUUCCCACCGCCCGCCAUUCGCUCCUCCCCGCCCGUGCGCUCCCCUCGUUUACCUUCUCCUCCCCCCUCCCCUCCUCUGCUGCACGCCUCUUCCUUCCCCUCGCCGACCCACUCCACUCCCUGCCCCUCCUCAAUCCGCACCCUGCCCCUCGUAUCUCGCCCCCCUAUGCUUGGUUUCUCCCCUCCCUGCCCCUCGCCGCCUUUCUCCGCUCCCCACCUCCCCCCUCUCCCUGCUCCCCCACUCUCCCCCCCUUGCCCUUGGCUUCCUACCUCCCUGCCCCACCUUUCCCCCCUCCGUGUGCUCAGCUUCUCCCCUCCCUGCCCCUCCCUCCUCCCCGCCCUGCCCCUCAUUUUCCGCCCCCCCACGCCCGGUUUCUCCCCUCCCCGCGCCUCCCUUUCUUUCUCCGUGCCUCUCCUUUGCUCCCUCCCUGCCCCCUGCCUGCCCAUGCCCCUGUCUUUGGCUUCUCCCCUCCCUGCCCCACGUUUCUUCCCUCCCUGCCCCCCCCUCUGCCCCUCCCUUGUUUUCCCCUCACCCAUUGCUUCUCCCCUCCCUGCCCUUGAUUUCCCGCACCCCUGCCCUUGUUUCCUACCAUCCAUGCCCCUCGUUUCCCCCCUUUGUACGUUCAGCCUCUUCCCUCCCUGCCCCUCCCCUCCUCCCCCCCUGCCCUUUGCGUUCCCCUCGCUACGCUCCCUUCUCCCCAUCCCUGCUGCCCUCUUGCCACCAUCAGCCCAUCCGCACCACCAGCCCCCCUCCCACCCUUCUCUCCCCCCCUCCCUUUCCCUCUCUCUCUCUCUCUCUCUCUCUCUCUUUCUCACACACACACGCACACUCCCCUCCCCCACCCCCCACCCACGUCCUCCCAUUCUGCCCCUCCCUGCCCCUUUCCCACCCCCUCGCACGCCCCUCACCUCCCACCUCCGUGCAACUGGUUUCCCCCCUAUGGUGCCUCCCUUGCAUCGCUCGCCCCUCUGCUCACCCUCUGCCCGCCCCUUUUCCGUGCCCUCAGCUGGCCCAGCCCCUGCCCGUUGCUGCCCCUCCCCUUGCCCCCUCAACUCCCCUGCCCCCCGUACACCCCAGUCCCAUCCAACCGCCCCCACCCUCCCCCGGCUGCCCGUUUCCGCUCUCCACCCCCGCGACCGUGUGCGGCUUCCAACCGCCCAACGGUGUCCACCCCCUGCCCCUCAUGCCAUCCGCUCCCCCCGCCCCCACCCUCCGCGUGCCGCUCCCUUGCCGCCUCUUUUGACCCUCCCUGCCCCCCUCGCCGUUUCCCACCGCCCGCCAUUCGCUCCUCCCCGCCCGUGCGCUCCCCUCGUUUACCUUCUCCUCCCCCCUCCCCUCCUCUGCUGCACGCCUCUUCCUUCCCCUCGCCGACCCACUCCACUCCCUGCCCCUCCUCAAUCCGCACCCUGCCCCUCGUAUCUCGCCCCCCUAUGCUUGGUUUCUCCCCUCCCUGCCCCUCGCCGCCUUUCUCCGCUCCCCACCUCCCCCCUCUCCCUGCCCCCCCACUCUCCCCCCCUUGCCCUUGGCUUCCUACCUCCUGCCCCACCUUUCCCCCCUCCGUGUGCUCAGCUUCUCCCCUCCCUGCCCCUCCCUCCUCCCCGCCCUGCCCCUCAUUUUCCGCCCCCCCACGCCCGGUUUCUCCCCUCCCCGCGCCUCCUUUCUUUCUCCGUGCCUCUCCUUUGCUCCCUCCCUGCCCCCGCCUGCCCAUGCCCCUGUCUUUGGCUUCUCCCUCCCUGCCCCACGUUUCUUCCCUCCCUGCCCCCCCUCUGCCCCUCCCUUGUUUUCCCCUCACCCAUUGCUUCUCCCCUCCCUGCCCUUGAUUUCCCGCACCCCUGCCCUUGUUUCCUACCAUCCAUGCCCCUCGUUUCCCCCCUUUGUACGUUCAGCCUCUUCCCUCCCUGCCCCUCCCCUCCUCCCCCCCUGCCCUUUGCGUUCCCCUCGUUACGCUCCCUUCUCCCCAUCCCUGCUGCCCUCUUGCCACCAUCAGCCCAUCCGCACCACCAGCCCCCCUCCCACCCUUCUCUCCCCCCCUCCCUUUCCCUCUCUCUCUCUCUCUCUCUCUCUCUCUCUUUCUCACACACACACGCACACUCCCCUCCCCCAACCCCCACCCACGUCCUCCCAUUCCGCCCCUCCCUGCCCCUUUCCCACCCCCUCGCACGCCCCUCACCUCCCACCUCCGUGCAACUGGUUUCCCCCCUAUGGUGCCUCCCUUGCAUCGCUCGCCCCUCUGCUCACCCUCUGCCCGCCCCUUUUCCGUGCCCUCAGCUGGCCCAGCCCCUGCCCGUUGCUGCCCCUCCCCUUGCCCCCUCAACUCCCCUGCCCCCCGUACACCCCAGUCCCAUCCAACCGCCCCCACCCUCCCCCGGCUGCCCGUUUCCGCUCUCCACCCCCGCGACCGUCUCCCCCCGCCCCCACCCUCCGCGUGCCCGCUCCCUUGCCGCCUCUUUUGACCCUCCCUGCCCCCCUCGCCGUUUCCCACCGCCCGCCAUUCGCUCCUCCCCGCCCGUGCGCUCCCCUCGUUUACCUUCUCCUCCCCCCUCCCCUCCUCUGCUGCACGCCUCUUCCUUCCCCUCGCCGACCCACUCCACUCCCUGCCCCUCCUCAAUCCGCACCCUGCCCCUCGUAUCUCGCCCCCCUAUGCUUGGUUUCUCCCCCUCCCUGCCCCUCGCCGCCUUUCUCCGCUCCCCACCUCCCCCCUCUCCCUGCCCCCCCACUCUCCCCCCCUUGCCCUUGGCUUCCUACCUCCCUGCCCCACCUUUCCCCCCUCCGUGUGCUCAGCUUCUCCCCUCCCUGCCCCUCCCUCCUCCCCGCCCUGCCCCUCAUUUUCCGCCCCCCCACGCCCGGUUUCUCCCCUCCCCGCGCCUCCCUUUCUUUCUCCGUGCCUCUCCUUUGCUCCCUCCCUGCCCCCGCCUGCCCAUGCCCCUGUCUUUGGCUUCUCCCCUCCCUGCCCCACGUUUCUUCCCUCCCUGCCCCCCCUCUGCCCCUCCCUUGUUUUCCCCUCACCCAUUGCUUCUCCCCUCCCUGCCCUUGAUUUCCCGCACCCCUGCCCUUGUUUCCUACCAUCCAUGCCCCUCGUUUCCCCCCUUUGUACGUUCAGCCUCUUCCCUCCCUGCCCCUCCCCUCCUCCCCCCCUGCCCUUUGCGUUCCCCUCGUUACGCUCCCUUCUCCCCAUCCCUGCUGCCCUCUUGCCACCAUCAGCCCAUCCGCACCACCAGCCCCCUCCCACCCUCUCUCUCCCCCCCUCCCUUUCCCUCUCUCUCUCUCUCUCUCUCUCUCUCUCUUUCUCACACACACACGCACACUCCCCUCCCCCACCCCCCACCCACGUCCUCCCAUUCCGCCCCUCCCUGCCCCUUUCCCACCCCCUCGCACGCCCCUCACCUCCCACCUCCGUGCAACUGGUUUCCCCCCUAUGGUGCCUCCCUUGCAUCGCUCGCCCCUCUGCUCACCCUCUGCCCGCCCCUUUUCCGUGCCCUCAGCUGGCCCAGCCCCUGCCCGUUGCUGCCCCUCCCCUUGCCCCCUCAACUCCCCUGCCCCCCGUACACCCCAGUCCCAUCCAACCGCCCCCACCCUCCCCCGGCUGCCCGUUUCCGCUCUCCACCCCCGCGACCGUGUGCGGCUUCCAACCGCCCAACGGUGGUGCGCACGGGGCGUUUCUUCGCACGGGCAAGCCUCCCCGGGGGGCCCCCACCCCGCUGA